AUGGAAGCCCUCCAAGCACCACUUCCCACCGGUUCAGAAAGAUCGCCAUAUCAGCCCAUCGAUUCAGAUGCCGGAGAGAUUCGCUUGGUCAAGUUGUUGCCAGGUGGAUACGAUGAUCCGAUUGACCUGACGCUACACACCGUCAAGCUGGAACAGCGGGUAACAGAUGAGGGAUCAGAUGAGAACAUGUCAGACCUGGCAAACUCGCAUCAGGAGAAAUCAGACGAUGAGCACUGGUACGAGCCUGCCCUCUACUGCGAAUUCGAAUACGAAGCGCUCUCGCGAUUAGCCCUCGAAAAGUCCUACUUGACGGGAUCGAGCUGUGUGUUACCGAAAGCCUCGAUCAAGGGCUGA
Messenger RNA from Alternaria arbusti, 354 nucleotides. RefSeq lists its product as uncharacterized. The coding region runs from base 1 to 354 and encodes 117 amino acids. NCBI's taxonomy places the organism in Eukaryota, Fungi, Ascomycota, Dothideomycetes, Pleosporales, Pleosporaceae. The record is from RefSeq and is a predicted model, not a curated record. The transcript has 2 exons.